UAAUAACUCAAUUCAUGGGUCGGUGGGCAGACAAAACUAUGGUGCAAGCUAGCUUUGAGGAACGUGCCAAUAGGAAAUCCAUUUGUGAAUCUACCAUCAUAAAGAAAUUUGGUUAAAAUCCCUAACCUUUAUUAAUGCUUCACCCACUGCCCUGGUGCCCCCAUCCUCUUUCACCCAAUAUUCUUUAUAGCUUCCAUCUUCGUUUUCCUACAUUUCAUAGACGAACCUUCAAGAAUUCAAGUUUUGUUUAUUGUCUCCUCAAAGAGUGUAAAUUAAAACACUAAAAUGGAGAAGCAAAUUCUUGACUUCUCCCUGGUUCCUUUUGGCCUCUCCAUACUGUUAGCCUACCACAUAUGGCUUCUCUAUCGGAUCAUAAAUCAUCCAACAAACACAGUCAUCGGCAUCAAUGGCAUCAACAGGCGUGUAUGGGUCCAAUCAAUGAUGGAAGACACGUCGAGAAAUGGCGUGCUCGCUGUGCAGACCUUACGAAACAAUAUUAUGGCAUCGACCCUAUUGGCAUCGACGGCGAUCAUGCUCAGCUCCGUCGUGGCGAUCCUCAUGGCCAACUCGAAAGCUCGACCUUCAGGGAUCAUUUUCGGAGUUCAGAGUGAGAUGGGAAUUUGGGUGAAGUUCUUUACCAUAUUGGUCUGUUUUCUUAUGGCUUUCUUGUUCAAUGUACAGUCUAUAAGAUAUUAUAGCCAUGCAAGUAUAUUGAUUAACCUUCCAGUGAAGAAGAUGUUAAGCCCACAUAUGACAACAGAGUAUGUGGAAAGGGCAGUGAACAUGGGGAGCUAUUUCUGGUCAUUGGGAUUAAGGACCUUUUACUUCUCUUUCCCUCUGUUUUUGUGGCUCUUUGGGCCUAUUCCUAUGUUUUUGUGUUGUGUUGUGCUGGUUUUUAUGCUUUAUUUUCUGGACGUAAGUUUUGACUUUGGAGGAGGUGAUGGUGUUGGUGGUGUUGUUAUGGACGACAUGGACGAGGAACAAGGGAUUUAGGCGUGGGCUGUUACAUGUUCUUAUUGGUUUACACUUGGCAUAGGCUUGGAAUGAGAUGUGUUAUAUGUUGUUAUUGGUUGACA
Macadamia integrifolia is the source of this 1076-nucleotide messenger RNA. RefSeq lists its product as uncharacterized. The record is from RefSeq and is a predicted model, not a curated record. The coding region runs from base 286 to 993 and encodes 235 amino acids. The transcript is spliced from 2 exons. NCBI's taxonomy places the organism in Eukaryota, Viridiplantae, Streptophyta, Magnoliopsida, Proteales, Proteaceae.